CUCUGUUAAAUGUAAAUAUAUCUUUAAAGUACAUACAAUACCCUUUAAAUUACAUUACUGUGAGCAAGCAUUUUCACGAGGCCAAACGAGACUGACCUAGUUCAGAGGAAAAUAACAUCAAAACAAAAAUGGCCUUAUCCGUGAGAGGUUCCACGCUUAAAACUUUAUGGAAGCUAAAUGGAUUUCUAAAGACAUUCCCAGCUUGCAGCAUUGCUGUGCGAUUAUUCGGUCAGCCAGCCCCUCAAACACACCCUCAUCUUUUAAAUACUGGGGAGGUCACUCCUGGAAUCUCAAAAGAGGAAUUUGAAUUCAGGAGGAACAAACUGGCCAAUAUUAUAUCAGCUCAUGAUGCAGCUUCAACAAGAGGAGACGAAUCAAAGAACCAUCUUGUUAUCAUCCCAGGGGCACCUGUGACUUACAUGAGUACUGAUGUCCCCUAUGUCUUCAGGCAGAAUACAGAUUUGUUAUACCUCACUGGAUUUCAGGAGCCAAACAGCGUACUGGUUCUUGAAGUUGGGAGGGAAAACAAAAAACCUGUGUACACAUCGUUUCUUUUUGUACCCAAGAAAGAUGAAAAGAGAGAGUUGUGGGAGGGGUUGAGAUCUGGAGUAGAAAAUGCUCCAAAAUUAACAGGAAUUGAAAAUUGUCAAAAUAUCGAUGACCUAGAAAAGUAUUUGGAAAGUUAUCUGAGACGCAAUAGAAUAUUCACACUAUGGUGUGACUAUGCACGGCCUGUGAACAGGGAACUGCAUGAUGGUGUAAUAUCUAAAUUUAUUCAACAACAAAGACAUUUAAAUAUCUAUAAUCCCAUUAGGAGGGUACAGGGAAUUAGGAUAAAGAAAUCUGAGGCUGAAAUUAGGCUGGUGAAACAGAGUACAAAGAUUGGUGCUCAGGCUUUGACAGAGGUGAUGAAGUAUUCGUAUCCUGGGGUCAAUGAAGCACACCUAUAUGCCAAAAUGGAUUUUGAAUGUCGUGUACGAGGGGCUGAAAUGUUAGCUUAUCCUCCAGUAGUAGCAGGUGGUAAUCGUGCCAACACUAUCCACUACAUAAGUAACAACCAGCUCGUCCAUGAUUCAGAGCUAGUAUUAAUGGACGCUGGAUGUGAAUGUCAUGGCUAUGUCAGUGAUGUUACUAGGACAUGGCCAGUCUCAGGGAAAUUUACUGAAGCUCAAAGAGAAGUGUAUGAAGCAGUGCUGAGAGUCCAGAAGCAGUGCAUCCAGUGCUGUGUGGCCAAAAGCUCCCUGGAUUCAAUAUUUCAGUACAUGCUGAAGCAAAUAGGACUAGAGUGUCAGAAACUUGGAAUAUUACCCAGACACUUGUAUGGAGCUGAGUUGUCAAAUCAAGCCAGAAUGAUUUGUCCGCAUCAUAUCGGACAUUAUCUUGGAAUGGACGUCCAUGACACCAGCCUGAUGUCCUGUAGCCUUGACCUUGAACCUGGAAUGGUGGUCACCAUAGAACCUGGUAUUUAUCUCCCAGAAAAUAAUCUGAGUAUACCAGAGAAAUACCGAGGAAUGGGUGUGAGGAUCGAGGAUGAUGUCCUCAUAACAUCUCAUGGUCCAGAGGUACUGACAAGUCUCUGUCCAAAAGAGCCAGACGAUAUCGAAGCUUUGUUAAAAUCGAGAUAGAUGGCAUUAUAAGGAAUAAUGUCUUAAAUUUUGUUCCAUUUAGUUAUUUAUUUGUUUCUUUCUUUCUUUUAUUAUUUUUAUGAAAAUGAGAUGUCAGAUUGUUGAUAUUGAAAAAAAAUAAGAAGAAAUCAAAACAGACAGCUUUGAUAUUUUUAUACAUAAUAUGGUAAUUGCCAUGUUUUUCAAUGGUCAGGAGAUAAGAACUGGGUAUGAAAGACACAUUACUUCUCACAGUUAUAGUAUUAUGAUGAAGACCUGUUCAUUUGAAAGAACCAGAUUAUACAAAAAUCAAUGUGUUAAAGUAUAGAUACUUGUUUUUGAAGUUUAUGUUAAAAGAUAUUGCCUUAUCCAAUACAGGACUUAGAGAAGAAUCAGAUAUGCAGUUUUGUUAAGUUUCACUGCUUGAAGGUAUCAAAACAAACACAGUUUGUGUGCUGAUUUUUUUAGCUCAUAACCCAAAGCAGAAACUGAUACUGACAAUAUUAUUUUACUGGCUUAUCUCCACUAUUACUGGCAUUUGGCCUUGGGCACUUAGUCUUUAGAAUGUAAUUUGCAGACACUCUUAAUGUCUUGGCUUAGUUAAAAUCAGUAUAGAUGACGCACAUUAUAUGUUUGCAGUAGGAUGGACUAUUUUUGUAUGUUUUAGAUAUUUAUAUUAUAAGAUAAUUGGAUGGACUAACAUUAUACUAGAUGUAUAUUAGGGACAAUCUCAUUACCUCUGUGUAUUCUCUUAGAACAAGUUAUUAAAGCAAGACUUAAAAAUAAUUUGGGUGAGCAUUUCUUAAAAAGUAUUUCAAAUCUUCAUUAAUUUUUAACUUCUUUUAGUAAGCCCUUAAUGGUAAAAGAAUGGCAAAUAUUUUCUUUUGCAUGGUUAUAAACAAAAUUGUUUAUUGAAAAAAUGUGCUGGAUGGAAAAAAGAUGAAGUAAUUUUUGGUCAUCAUGGAGAAAAUGUUGCUCAAAUGUUUUAACCAGUAAUUAUAUAAAAUUAGAAAAAAAUAAAGGAGGUCUUACAUUGGG
Lingula anatina is the source of this 2642-nucleotide messenger RNA. Its product is annotated as xaa-Pro aminopeptidase 3. Gene Ontology annotation, biological process: proteolysis. Gene Ontology annotation, molecular function: metalloaminopeptidase activity; manganese ion binding. The record is from RefSeq and is a predicted model, not a curated record. Lineage: Eukaryota; Metazoa; Brachiopoda; Lingulata; Lingulida; Lingulidae. Gene Ontology annotation, cellular component: mitochondrion.